CGACGCUUCGCCGCCUCCAAUCCACCCUUGCUCGCACCGCGGCCGCCGUCGCAGCGUUUGAUGUCAAGAAGGCUCCUGCCCCGCAUCACCCCGCUCCCGCGCCGCCACCGCCGCCGCAGCAGCAGCCACGACCCGAACCACCCACCGAUCACCCCCGCCCUCGCGGCCUCGCUCGCGCACGCCCUCGCCACCCGCUCCUCCAACCCCACCUGGUCCCGCUCCCUCGCCGCGCUCCUCCCCUCCCCGCUCUCCGACGCCCGCCUCGCCGCCGCCGUCUCCUCCCUCCCCAACCCCUGCCUCGCCCUCGCGCUCGUCUCCUGGUACCAGACCCACCACCAUGACGCUCCGACGACCCCUCUCGCCCACUCCGCGCUGCUCCGCCUCCUCGCCCGCUCCCGCCGCUUUGACGCCGCGGAGGCCACGCUCCAGUCCAUGUCCCUCGGGGGCGCCGCCGCCGCGCCCACGCGCGCCUGCCUCGGCGAGCUCGCCGCCGCCUACGCCGAUGCCGGGAUGGACGGGAAGGCCGCCGAGAUGUGCGAGCGCGCCAGGGAGCUGUACGGCAAGCUCCCUGAGGUGAGCCACUGCAACCGCCUGCUCAGGCUUCUCGUGGAGCGCCGCCGCUGGGCGGACGCCCACAAGCUAUAUGACGAAAUGCUUGCCGACGAGGACGGCGCGGAUAAUUACAGUACGUGCGUGCUAGUCCGAGGGUUGUGCUUGGAAGGGCGGGUGGAGGAGGGGAGGGAGCUGAUUGAGGCGAGGUGGGGAGAAGGGUGCAUUCCACAUGUUGUGUUCUACAAUGUAUUGAUCGAUGGGUAUUGCCGGCGCGGGGACAUUGGGAGGGGAUUGUUGCUGUUGGGUGAUAUGGACAUGAAGGGAUUCUUGCCAACCGUGGUGACAUAUGGAACACUUAUUAACUGGCUCGGGAGGAAAGGUGAUUUGGGGAAGAUUGGGAGUUUACUUUGGGAGAUGAGGGUGAGAGGAUUGUUCCCAAAUGUGCAGAUUUAUAACACUGUGAUUGAUGCUUUGUGCAAAUGGCAGUCAGCAUCACAGGCAAUGGUUGUUCUGAAGCAAAUGUUUGCAAGUGGGUGUGACCCGGAUAUCAUCACGUUUAAUACUUGGAUAUCAGCGUUUUGUCAGGAAGGGCAUGCUCGAGAGGCUGAGCAUCUUUUGAGGGAAGCCAUUAGGAGGGAGUUGAAACCAAAUCAAUUAAGCUAUACUCCUUUGAUUCAUGGUUUCUGCAUCAGAGGAGAAGUGAUGGUUGCGUCGGAUUUGCUUAUGGAAAUGAUCGAAAGAGGGCAUGCUCCUGACGUGGUUACAUUUGGAGCGUUAAUUCAUGGCCUUGUUGUUGCUGGGAAGGUCAGUGAUGCCUUGAUUGUCAGGGAUAAGAUGAUAGAGAGGCAGGUGAUGCCUGAUGUUAACAUAUAUAAUGUAUUGAUUAGUGGUCUAUGCAAGAAACAGAUGCUUCCUGCAGCUAAGAACCUUCUUGCAGAAAUGCUUGAGCAAAAUGUGCAGCCUGAUCAAUUUGUGUAUACCACUUUAAUUGAUGGUUUCAUUAGGAGUGAGAAUCUCAGUGACGCAAGGAAAAUAUUUGAAUUCAUGGAACAAGAAGGUACCUGCCCAGAUGUUGUUGGCCACAAUGCUAUGAUAAAAGGAUACUGUCAGUUUGGAAUGAUGAAUGAAGCAAUUCUAUGCAUGAGCAGCAUGAGAAAGGUUGGGUGCAUCCCAGAUGAGUUUACAUAUACUACGAUUAUCGAUGGCUACGCUAAACAAGGUAAUAUAAGUGCAUCUCUAAGGUUAUUAUGCGAUAUGAUGAAGCGGGUAUGCAAACCAAAUGUUGUUACAUACUCGUCAUUAAUAAGUGGAUACUGCAAGAUAGGUGAUACAGACACUGCAGAAGAUAUAUUGGCAAAUAUGCAAUCUGAAGGUCUGUGUCCUAAUGUUAUACACUAUACAAUUCUAAUUGGUAGUCUGUUUAAGAAAGAUAAAGUAAUGAAAGCUGUUGCAUACUUUGAACAAAUGCUGCUUAACCGUUGUUCUCCUAAUGAUGUUACGUCGCAUUAUUUAGUUAAUGGGCUCACAAACAGUAUGCACUGUAUCAUCAACUCAAACUGCAGUAGUACUAUUAAGGUGCAUGACAAGAAUGUUCUUUUAGAUGUAUUCAAGGGAUUGGUUUUUGAUGGAUGGGACCCAAGGAUUUCAGCAUACAAUGCUAUUGUCUUCAGUCUGUGUAGACAUGAUAUGCUUGGGAAGGCACUGGACUUGAAAGAUAAGAUGGUUAACAAAGGCUACUCGCCAGACCCUAUAACCUUCCUUUCACUCCUUUAUGGCUUUUGUUCUGUUGGAAAACAAAGGAACUGGAGGAGCGUCCUUCCUAAUGAAUUUCAGAAGGAUGAAUUCAAGAUAAUCUUUAGGUACAAGACGCUAUUCGAUCAACAUGUAGUUAAGUCAGUUAGCUGCGAAGUAUCUAGGGUUUUACAGUUAUAUGCUGACGAGAUUCAGUCCAUACAACAUCCAGAGCAGAGAUUUUCUGGUUCUUGACUCACAGAAUCAUGGUUUGCCUGGCUUUUGGAAACAAGGUGUAGUUGUUAUUUGGAUUUUGACUUCAGCAACUGGAUACUGAGCAGAACAGCAUGAUCUAUUCUUUGUUGCUAAAAGAGAAUUUCCUCCAGCACUGAAUUUCAAGAUUGGCAGUGCUAUUAGCAAGACAAUAUAUUCCAGUAGAGAUCUUCCUUGAAGGCAAAGGCUGUUGCAUAAAGUUCAAAGGACCGCCAGAUGGUGCCUCAUAGUUUAGAUAAGUGACCAUUUGAGUCGCACUCUAAACUUCUGGCAUGUCACAUCAUUUUUUUUGGAUGGACAGGUAAAAUGUGUGGAUAUUUAACCAGCCUUCCAGACCAACUCUUGAACUUAAGCAUGGAUAAAUAGUUUGAUAUACCCUUUCUAUUUGUGUGCAUAUAGUAAAUAGUUUUAAGUUGGGGGCCUGGGGCUAUUACCGUGAUCACAUACUAUGCAACCCUUCAUUUUCUGAGAUACACUAUAUACAGUAUAAGCUAUUAACCUUUUACCAUCCUAUUCACAUUGUCCUAAUUGCCUAAUGUCUUCCAGCAUUUGUUAUUAUCUGUAAUUCAUCAAUUCUGCUUUCUGUGGAUAGCAAUAUUGUAGAUUGCUUCUCACCCACCAUCCCAUCAGCAUUGUUGUAGAGGAACGGCACAUAUGUGAAUAAAUAUGAGAUUUGGAGAUAUAUGAGGAAGGAGAUUGUGACAUUUUUUUUUUACCGUGACUAUUGUUAAUAUUUUCUGCAUGUCUUAGUUUCUCAAUAGUGGUUCCUUAUCAAUUAAAAUCCUAUGAUUUUUUCUCCUAUAGUUGGUCAUUGCCCUAUUGCUAAAUUCAUUUCUCAAGGUAAACCGUUUUCAUUUUUUUAAAAAAAAAUAUUUCCAUCUGUUCCAUAAUGACACAGGCAUUGAAAUGUAAAACCACAGAAUGAUCAAUCGCUAGGGAAUUAUGGUUGCAACUGCUAAAGCUCAUGAACAUUGAAAUGCCUUGAUGAACCAAAUCCAAGCAACUCUACACUGCUCUUGGUAAGCAAGGCGUGCUGCUUGCUCAUAUCACUCAUAACUACUAGGUACGCAGGACAGUUGAUACUUUUUUCUCCUGUAGGACAUUAGACUAAACAUAAUUUGUAUGUGCAGAUACUUGCUUUUUUUUAGAUCAUGUGCGGAUACUUGUGUACAUAGUUGCUGACCAUACUGAGUUACUGACCGUAUGACUCAUUAUUACGAGAGGAGCUAUGACAAAUAGUUCAACCCUGU
Molecule: messenger RNA, 3806 nt
Organism: Phragmites australis (common reed)
Lineage: Eukaryota; Viridiplantae; Streptophyta; Magnoliopsida; Poales; Poaceae
Product: pentatricopeptide repeat-containing protein At1g52620
Exons: 3
Coding region: 61-2538 (825 amino acids)
Molecular function (GO): protein binding
Source: RefSeq, a predicted model, not a curated record